Messenger RNA from Polistes dominula (European paper wasp), 2355 nucleotides. RefSeq names its product E3 ubiquitin-protein ligase COP1-like. The record is from RefSeq and is a predicted model, not a curated record. Gene Ontology annotation, molecular function: ubiquitin protein ligase activity; protein binding. NCBI's taxonomy places the organism in Eukaryota, Metazoa, Arthropoda, Insecta, Hymenoptera, Vespidae. Gene Ontology annotation, biological process: proteasome-mediated ubiquitin-dependent protein catabolic process.
AUGAUGAAAGCUUUACUUUAACUCCUGCAGCAGCUAAGUACAAUGAACGAGUUCAAGGGAAACUACUAAAACAUAUUUGCUUGAAAGACUAGACUGAGCGAUGAUACAAGAGUAAUGUCGUCUAAUGGGGAUGGUAAUUUAGGAAGUGAUAGUGGGGCAGGAAGCAGUAGAGGUGUAGGGGAAUCUAGUAGAAAUGUGAAGCGUCACCUUCAUUCCAGCAAUAUUUUACUUGGAAUUGGCAGUUCGCUUGAAGACAGAAAUAAUGAUUAUCAAUGCCCUAUCUGUUUUGAAUUAAUCGAUGAAGCACAUAUCACUCGUUGUGGUCACACUUUUUGCUAUCAUUGCAUCGUGAAGUCUUUAGAAGUUAAUAAUAGAUGUCCAAAAUGUAGUCUCACUUUAAGCCAACAGGACAUAUUUCCUAAUUUUUUGUUAAACGAAUUAGUAACAAAAUAUAAAACAAGAAUCAAGGGCCUUUCUAAAUUAGGCUCUUCAAAUGUAGGGGAUAGUAAAAAUAAAAUAGGAACAGAAUUAUCUGUACUUUCACGUGAUGGUUUGAGAGAUAUAGUUGCCGUAGAAAGUGCUUAUCUAUCUCUGCCUGAUGUUAAUGUAAUGUUAGAAGUAUUGACACAAAGAAAGCACUUACUUGAAGCUGAAACAUGCGCCAUACAAAAUAAACUUUUACACGAAUUUUUAAAACAUUUGUUACAACAAAAAGAAGAGCAAAAGAAUCAGUUACAAAAGGAGAUGGCUUUAAUUAAACGUGAUAUGGAAGAAGUUGAAAAUAUUCUAAAAGACGUUCAAAAUAAAUGUCCACGUGUAGAAGAUUUGAAAAAAUCAAGUGAAAAUGAUACGGCACAAGUAUCUGCUAUCAGACGAGAAAUGAUUGGUCUUAUAGAUAUAAUUGAUUCCAAUAUGGUAAAACCUAAUGAUAGAGCGAUAGGAAAUGAAUCAUUUACCAACCCGUCUGGUAGUCAAAAACAAAUUGAAUAUGGAAGUAGUUCAACCUUGGCUAUUCGUAGAAAAAGAAUGCAUGGUCAUUUUGAUGAUUUUGUGCAAUGUUACUUUCAUUUACGUUCUAAGGAACUAUUACUUGGAUAUAAACCUCAAAGUCAAACGGAUGCAAGUCAUAGUACAAGUUCUGGCCUUGAUAUCUUUCGAGAAAAUCUGGUUAAAUUUUCCAGAUAUAAUACGUUACGACCAUUAGCUACAUUAAAUUAUUCUUCUGACAUCUUUAACAAUUCUACAAUUGUUUCAAGCAUAGAAUUUGAUAAGGAUAAUGAAUUCUUUGCAAUAGCUGGUGUCACUAAACGUAUCAAAGUUUUCGAUUAUGGUGCUGUAAUACACGAUACAGUUGAUAUUCAUUAUCCUAGUAUAGAAAUGGUCUCCAGUUCUAAAAUAUCGUGUGUUUCAUGGAAUUCUUUCCAUAAAGGAAUGUUAGCCUCGUCAGAUUAUGAAGGAACUGUAACAGUGUGGGAUGCUGCAACAGGUCAUAGAACUAAAACCUUCCAAGAGCAUGAAAAAAGAUGCUGGUCUGUAGAUUUUAAUGAUGUUGACACUAGACUUAUAGCAUCUGGAUCGGACGAUGCAAGAGUUAAAUUAUGGUCCUUGAAUACAGAUCAUUCUGUUGCAUCAUUAGAAGCAAAAGCUAAUGUUUGUUGUGUAAAAUUUAAUCCAUGUAGUUCAUGUCAUUUGGCAUUUGGAUCUGCUGAUCAUUGUGUUCAUUAUUAUGAUUUACGUAAUAUGAAAGAAGCCUUGCGUAUUUUCAAAGGACAUCGUAAAGCUGUAUCUUAUGUUAAAUUUAUUAAUAAGGAAGAGAUUGUAUCAGCAAGUACUGAUUCACAACUAAAGAUGUGGAAUAUUAAUAAUCCUCAUUGCCUAAGAUCUUUUAUCGGACAUGUUAAUGAAAAAAAUUUUGUAGGGCUGGCCACAGAUGGUGAUUAUGUAGCCUGUGGUUCAGAAAACAAUGCACUUUAUGUAUAUUAUAAAGGACUAACAAAACAAUUAUUCUCAUAUAAGUUUGAUGCUGUGCGUAGUAUAUUAGAAAUUCAAGAUCGAAAAGAAGAAGAUUUAAACGAAUUUGUCUCAGCAGUGUGUUGGAGACAAAUGUCCAAUGUUAUAGUAGCUGCAAAUUCUCAAGGAAUUAUCAAAAUAUUAGAAUUUGUUUGAUUUUAAUUAGUAGAGUAAUGCAUAAGUUAUAUAGUAAGAUUAAAUAAAAAUGUUCAGAAUUUGUGCUGAUGUAUUUUCGAUAUGACCUAAUUUAUGCUCACAUUUAAACAACGAGGUAAAAAAAUUAUUCUAAAUAUUCUAACUUGCUCUACAGGCUGAAAUAAAGCUUCCUAUUAUAAAGAUUUUAAU